AUGCUGCCCUUGGUGCUGGGGCUUCUGAGCCUCCUGUCCCCCUGGGGCAUUGGGGAUGUGGAGGCUGCAGCCCCCAGGCUGGAGUGCCUGGACAGGACCACACUUCAAGCUCUGUCUGAACAGGGGACUCUCUUGCUGAAGGCUAUCCAGAGAAAGGCCUCACUGGCUGUAGAGAGGGAGACGUUGGAAUACAGACGCAGGCUUCUGGAGUGCCAGGCUUGUGUUAACCACACCUCAGCUUGUCCUGGACUUUGGAGCCAGCAGCCCCAUGUGCACACCGUUCCUGGACAACAGAAGUUGGUGACUUGUGGCCUUCAGAGCCGUGGAACUGCCAAUGUGACAUGGGCCCGGGGCAGAAUUGUGGGGGGCAAGGCAGCAUCCCUAGGCUCCUGGCCAUGGCUGGUGUCACUGAGGAUGAAUGGGCAGCCCAUGUGUGGAGGUGUCCUAGUCGAGGAUGCUUGGGUCCUCACUGCUGCUCACUGCUUUGCAAGCCUUCAGAAUGAGCUCCUGUGGACAGUGACCCUGAACAGUCCCCCUGGGGAGAGGCAGGAGGAGGGGAUCCCUGUUAACCGCAUUCUGCCCCACCCCAAGUUUGAUCCCCAGACCUUCCAGAAUGACGUGGCUUUGGUGGAGCUGUGGGUACCAGUGCCACCAUCUGAGAGGGCAUGGCCUAUUUGUCUACCUGAGGAGCCCAGAGAGCCUCCAGCAGGCACCCUCUGCUCCAUUGCUGGCUGGGGAGCUGUCUAUGAAGAUGGACCUGCCGCUAAGGCCGUGAGGGAGGCCAGGGUGCCCUUGCUCAGCUUGGACACUUGCCGGACAGCUCUGGGGUCAGCACUUCACCCUAGCACCAUGCUCUGUGCGGGCUAUCUGUCUGGAGGAGUGGACUCCUGCCAGGGUGACUCAGGGGGGCCUCUGACAUGCUCAGUGGCUGGGCCCCCUCUGAGGGAGGUCCUCUAUGGUAUCACUUCCUGGGGGGAUGGCUGUGGAGAGCCGGGCAAACCCGGGGUAUACACCCGCGUGGCAGCCUUCAGGGACUGGAUCCGCCAGCAGAUGAGUGCGCCUCCUUCCAGUCGGGAGCCCAGCUGCCGGGAGUUUUUGGCCCUGGAUGCCCAGGAAGACCCUUCUGCAGAGUUCGCCCACCUCUGCGCCUUCUACGAGCGCUCCUGCCCCGUGCCUCGGGGAUCCGGCGCCUGUACCCGCCUGUCCCAGAAGAAAUGUCAGCUGCACAAGAGGAGAUGUGAGCUGCGGUCUCUGGUCCAAACUCUGCUGAGCCUACUCAGAGAUGCUCAGGACUUCUUCUCCCGCCACUUGGGUCUGCUUCGUCUUGCGCGAGCGCUGCCUCAGCUUGGCCUAGGGCUUCUGCAACAUUCCUGGCUUCCUCCCCGAGCUCCACGGCGAGGGCAGGGCACAGCUCCCCAAGGAGACGCUCCCCUACCCCAGGGGAGGCAGGAGCAGGAGGCAGAAGUGAAAGGCUGCCCUGGGCUGGAUGCUCUGGGCCAGAAGCUGGCUGCCCUUCAAGAAGCUCAUGCCUGGAUCCUACAAGUGCCCCCUGACCAGCUGGCUAUGGACUUUCAGGAGAUCCUGGCUGACCUGGGCUCCAGGACUCCGAGGGGACUCUUCCAGGCCCAAGUCAGGGCAGUCGUGGGGGGCCCUAGUGUCUUUGUCACCAUGAUCGGAUUGGAGCCAGCCACCCUCACUCAGAGCCUCCCUGGCCUUUUGGCCCAGGCCUUGAGGGCCUUCAGAGCUGGUUCCCCAACAUAG
Messenger RNA from Phascolarctos cinereus (koala), 1761 nucleotides. NCBI's taxonomy places the organism in Eukaryota, Metazoa, Chordata, Mammalia, Diprotodontia, Phascolarctidae. The record is from RefSeq and is a predicted model, not a curated record.